GCCGGCUGAGUACUGCAGGCAUUGCCCGCGGCGAUCGCGGCAAUUGCGGACAUGGCGGGCUGCGGGCCUCCUACCAGCGGCAGCGGCAGCGGCGCGGCCCGGCGGCCGCUGCACUCGGCGCAGGCGGUGGACGUGGCCUCGGCCUCCAGCUUCCGGGCCUUCGAGAUGCUGCACUUGCACCUGGACCUGCGGGUCGAGUUCGGGCCGCCCGGGCCGGGCCCGGGGAGCCGGGGGCUGAGCGGCACGGCGGUGCUGGAGCUGCGCUGCCUGCUGCCCGAGGGCGCCGCCGAGCUGCGGCUCGACUCGCACCCGUGCCUGGAGGUGACGGCGGCCACGCUGCGGCGGGAGCGGCCCGGCGCGGAGGAGCCGUCCGCGGAGCCCGUGGCCUUCCACACGCGGCCCUUCUCGCACUACGGCGAGGUCCUGUGCGUGGCCUUCCCGCAGCCCUGCCGCGCCUCCGAGCGCUUCCAGCUGGCGCUCGGCUUCUGCGUCGGGGAGGGACCCGGGGUUUGUUGGUUGUCUCCUGAGCAGACAGCGGGGAAGGAGAAACCCUUCGUCUACACCCAGGGUCAGGCUGUCCUGAACCGGGCCUUCUUCCCUUGCUUUGACACUCCGGCAGUGAAAUACAGAUACUCUGCGCUUGUGGAGGUCCCGGAUGGCUUCACAGCUGUGAUGAGUGCAAGCACCUGGGAGCAGAGAGGACCAAACAAGUUCUUCUUCCAGAUGUGCCAGCCGGUCCCCUCCUACCUGAUAGCCUUGGCCGUUGGAGAUCUUGUUUCAGCAGAAGUUGGACCCAGGAGCCGGGUGUGGGCAGAGCCCUGCGUGAUUGAGGCCGCCGAGGAGGAGUACAGCGGGGUGAUAGAAGAAUUCUUGGCGACAGGAGAGAAGCUUUUCGGACCUUACGUUUGGGGCAGGUAUGACUUGCUCUUCAUGCCGCCUUCCUUCCCGUUCGGAGGAAUGGAGAACCCUUGCCUGACCUUUGUCACCCCCUGCCUGCUCGCUGGGGACCGGUCCUUGGCAGACGUCAUCAUCCAUGAGAUCUCCCACAGCUGGUUUGGGAACCUGGUCACCAAUGCUAACUGGGGCGAGUUCUGGCUCAAUGAGGGCUUCACCAUGUACGCCCAGCGGAGGAUUUCCACCGCGCUCUUCGGGGCUUCUUAUACCUGUUUGGAGGCUGCCACCGGGAGGUCCCUGCUGCGGCAGCACAUGGACAUCACCGGCGAGGACCACCCACUCAACAAGCUCCGAGUGAAGAUCGAGCCGGGUGUUGACCCAGAUGAUACCUACAACGAGACCCCCUACGAGAAAGGGUUCUGCUUUGUCUCCUACCUGGCCCACUUGGUGGGUAACCAAGACCAGUUUGACAAGUUUCUCAAGGCCUAUGUGGAUGAGUUUAAAUUCCAAAGUAUCUUAGCUGAUGACUUUCUGGAAUUCUACUUGGACUAUUUCCCUGAGCUGAAGGAAAGGAAAGUGGAUUCCAUUCCAGGUUUUGAGUUUGAUCGCUGGCUGAAUACCCCUGGCUGGCCCCCCUACCUCCCCGACCUCUCCCCUGGGGACUCGCUCAUGAAGCCAGCUGAAGAGCUGGCCCAGCUGUGGGUGGCCAAGGAGCUGGACGUGCAGGCCAUUGAAGCUGCAGACAUCUCUACCUGGAAGACCUACCAGCUGAUCUACUUCCUGGAUAAGAUCCUCCAGAAAUCCCCUCUCCCCACUGGGAAUGUGAAGAGACUGGGAGAGGCGUACCCAGCCGUCUCCAGCGCCCGGAAUGCAGAGCUGCGGCUACGGUGGGGCCAGAUUGUCCUUAAGAAUGACCACCAGGAGGAUUUCUGGAAAGUAAAGGCGUUCCUGCAGAGCCAGGGGAAGCAGAAGUACACCCUGCCACUGUACCACGCCAUGAUGGCUGGCAGUUCGGCGGCCCAGACCCUCGCCAAAGAGACCUUUGCCUCCACCGCCUCCCAGCUCCACAGCAACGUUGUCAACUACGUCCAGCAGAUCCUGGAGCCCAAGAGCAGCUAGGGGCUCACGCACACAGCCUCUGCCUCAUCAGACUUUGCAGGGUUUUGGGUCGUUGUUCCCAGCUUCCGGUACUCCAGUCCGCACCCUGAAGUGUCUGUCCCCGCAGGACUGGCUCUCUGGGCUCCAUUGUCUGAGACUCUGGGGCCUCUGGGCCAGAAGUCCUUCCUGCAGCUCGCCGCCCCUACAGGCUGCUGGUGGUGUCAGGGGCAGUGGGUCUCCUCCCUCCUUCUACUUAGGUCUCUGGGGAGAAGCAAAGAUGAGUCUUUCUUUCUUUAUUUCAUUCUUUCUUUUUUGUUUCUUUCCUUAAUAAAUGUUUUUAAACAAAAACUA
Molecule: messenger RNA, 2343 nt
Organism: Chinchilla lanigera (long-tailed chinchilla)
Lineage: Eukaryota; Metazoa; Chordata; Mammalia; Rodentia; Chinchillidae
Gene: Rnpep
Product: arginyl aminopeptidase (aminopeptidase B)
Exons: 11
Coding region: 52-2013 (653 amino acids)
Biological process (GO): proteolysis
Molecular function (GO): zinc ion binding; metalloaminopeptidase activity
Source: RefSeq, a predicted model, not a curated record